AUGGUUGCAGCUGAACGCCUCGACAAGAAGAUGAUUUUACCCAUUUUUGAUUACUGUAAGGUGGCCUGGCACGGGUGUGGAAAAGUUAACCCUGAUGCUCUCGAGAGUUUACAGCAUGGAGCCGCGAAGUUAAUUUUUGGAAAUUCUCGUCUCGAUACUAAACUGGAACUGAAUGAUACCUUCGGUUUAGUGCCUUGGUUAAUAGGUGGUUUUCACGUUACCUCAUCGCCGCCAUGCUGGUGGACGGUAAACAAAAGAUCGCUCAUUAGCUCGCUUUGUUUGUCCACCAGCAUUUGUUCAUUUCACCAUUGUCAUUUGAGUCUCCCGAGAUUGCAUGAAAACCACCUAUAGGCGUAACUCACAUUGUUUUGUGAAAGGUUUGAACCCAGGAGUCAUUUCAAAAGGUUGAGUUUGAUCGUCCGGGUGAACGUAGUCCUGAAUAGGACUGUUGUUGUUGACAGUGACUGACGUUUCGACAACCUGUGCGGUAGUCAUCUUCAGAGUCAAAGUGAGUUGUAUCACGUCAGUUGAUGGUAUCAUACUCUGGUUAUUGAUCUGAUUGGUCAAUUAUGUCGCGAUGUUAUUGGUCGUCUGUCAAAUAAGCCGUGAUGAUAUUGGCUACGAAGACUCGUAAUCAGUGAUUGGUGCGUUUCGAUCCGUCUAUUGUCACAGUUAAACAGUCGUCUAUUAUUAGUCAAAUUGUCAGUUCUCCAGUUGUUCUCUCGUAGUUAGUUUUGCUUGAUCUCGUCAAUAAGUCGUUUGUACGGCGCUGGUAACUGUUGGCUACGAUUCAGUGGCGUUUGUUCUAAGUUAGUAAACCAGCUUUCUAAAGUAAGACGUUGAUAGUAGUCUGUAGAAUACGUUAUACAUGUCGCAGAGUCCCAGUCAAUUUGAUGUUUCGUCUUUAAAUGGUGCUCAGCAAUGUGAUUGUUGACGUCACCAUUACUCGUCGCACGUUUGUGUUCGGUCAGUCGCGUGCUUAGGUUUCUGCCGGUUUCACCAAUGUAAGAAGCCUGGCAGUCGCAGCAUUUGAUCUUGUAUACUGCUCCCUGUCUGUCCUCCGGUUUGUCUUUGUCCUUGAGUAUAAUACCAUCAACUGACGUGAUACAAUUCACUUUGACUCUGAAGAUGACUACCGCACAGGUUGUCGAAACGUCAGUCACUGUCAACAACAACAGUACUAUUCAGGACUACGUUCACCCGGACGAUCAAACUCAACCUUUUCACAUUGUUUUGUUAACAAGAAAAUGCCUUCACGGUUCAGUUCCACCCUAUUUGAAUAAUUAUUUUAAGUUAAAUGCGUCUGUACACUCCGUAACAACUAGACGCUGCAAUGAUAUUCAUAUCCCGAAAGUGAAGCAAGCGGUCGCAAAAAGAUCGUUUUAUUUUACAGGUGCGACGGAAAUUUACAGCCCAACUACUUUUAUCAAACCAAAGAAAUCCUUCCUUGACUUCUCA
Porites evermanni is the source of this 1458-nucleotide messenger RNA. Lineage: Eukaryota; Metazoa; Cnidaria; Anthozoa; Scleractinia; Poritidae. The record is from the annotation of a GenBank genome assembly.